CCCGUAGCCGUGGGGGGGCGGGGCUCUAACGGCUUUUUCCUCUGCCGAGCGUCAACCCCAAACGGCGGAAAGUCACGUGAUGCGGCGUGGAACAAACAUGGCGACGCCGUGUUGAGGGAACAGCCCCCCCCCCCCACCUCCACCACCAGCGAAACUCGGCGGACUCGGGCUGGCGACCGAUAGGCGAGCCCUUUCAUGUCACCUGUGUUUCCGCGGAGCCGGGCCGAAGAUGACGGCCUGAGAGCGUAAGGUCGACCCCGGGUCCGUCGGAGAUGCAACAACCCCGGCCUUCGUCACAGCGGCAGUCGCACUUGAAGACGGAGAGCACGAAAACCAAGAGCAUGUUUCUGUCCCGGGCGCUGGAGAAAAUCCUCUCCGACAAGGAGGUGAGACGGAGCCAGCACAGCCAGCUGCGCAAAGCCUGCCAGGUGGCGCUCGAUGAAAUCAAAGAUGAGCUCGAGAAACAAAAAGAUGGUAUAGUGGUUGCACCCAGGGCCAACUACAUUGAGGCUGACAAAUAUGUCCUGCCCUUCGAGCUAGCCUGCCAGUCCAAGUCCCCACGGAUAGUUAGCACUUCCCUGGACUGUUUACAGAAGCUGAUCGCAUAUGGCCACAUCACGGGGAAUGCCCCGGAUAGCGGCGCCCCAGGCAAGAGGCUGAUUGACCGACUGGUGGAAACCAUCUGUAACUGUUUCCAGGGCCCUCAGACUGACGAGGGGGUCCAGCUACAGAUCAUCAAGGCCUUGCUGACGACCGUGACCUCCCCCCACAUAGAGAUCCACGAGGGCACCGUGCUGCUGACUGUCAGGACAUGUUACAACAUCUAUCUGGCGAGCCGCAACCUCAUCAACCAGACCACUGCGAAGGCCACGCUCACACAGAUGCUCAACGUUAUCUUCACACGCAUGGAGAACCAGGCCGCUCUGGAGGCUCAGGAGAUGGAGAAGACUCGUCUGCGUCUGCCCCAGCAGAACCCAUCCCCGAUCUCAAGUGGCCGCAGGUCUGGCUCCCCCCGGUCUGACCGGACCCCCACCCCAGAGCCUGACAGCUCCCCAUCCCCUUCCCCAGCAGCCAGCACUCCUGACCUCAAUGCCACAAGCAGCUCCACAUCUCCAGCCCAGGACCAGGACCAGAACCAGGCCCCUCACACACCAUCUAUCAAUGGGGAAUCGGAGGACAGCAAGGUUCCUGUGGAUGAAGGAGCGGUGACAGAACAGGCCACACUGUCUUCAGACUCAGUUUUUGAAGAUGACGGUACAGAGAUACUGCCUACAGCAAGCCAGCUGGAAGAGGAGGGGCAGAAACCAGAGAGUGAUCCAAAGCCAAUAGAGCAAGCAAUGACUGAUCCUGAGGAGAGAGAAGAGACAGCACAACCUCCAGCACAGAUACAAACUGGAUCAGGAGGAGAGCACCUAACCCAUCCUGUAGCUGAGCACACUGAUGUAGCUCCCGUCAGAGUCACAGCAGAGGGCCAACAGAUGAACGGCAUCAUAGAGGACCGGGCCUCUGUGUCCUCAACAGACAUGCUGGACACGGAGGCCCUCCAGGGAGCCCACCCUGCCACUCGUUUCUCUCACAUCCUUCAGAAAGAUGCCUUUCUAGUGUUCCGCUCGCUGUGCAAGCUCUCCAUGAAACCCCUUGCAGAUGGGCCUCCCGACCCAAAGUCUCAUGAGCUGCGUUCAAAGGUGGUGUCCCUGCAGCUGCUGCUAUCUGUGCUCCAGGGGGCCGGGCCAGUGUUCCGCACCCAUGAGAUGUUCGUCAACGCCAUCAAGCAAUACCUGUGCGUAGCACUAUCUAAGAAUGGCGUCUCCUCUGUGCCUGAGGUCUUCGAGCUCUCCUUGGCCAUCUUCCUCACGUUACUCUCACACUUCAAGGUCCACCUCAAGAUGCAGAUUGAGGUGUUUUUUAGAGAGAUUUUUCUGACUAUUCUGGAGACGGCCUCUAGCUCCUUCGAACAUAAGUGGAUGGUUAUUCAGACCCUCACACGCAUCUGUGCAGAUGCCCAGUGCGUAGUGGACAUCUACGUUAACUAUGACUGUGACCUUAAUGCUGCCAAUAUCUUUGAACGUCUGGUCAAUGACCUGUCUAAGAUCGCCCAGGGCAGGAGCGGUCAGGAGCUGGGGAUGACCCCUCUGCAGGAGCUAAGUCUGCGUAAGAAAGGUCUAGAGUGUUUAGUGUCCAUCCUUAAAUGUAUGGUUGAGUGGAGCAAAGACAUGUAUGUCAACCCAAACCUGCAGGCUAACCUGGGCCAGGAGCGUUCAUCAGACACAGAGGGGGGUGAACUGAAGCUCCCGGAGAACUUGGUGGGGCGUCGAGACAGCGUCAGCUCCCUGGACUCCACCGUGUCGUCCAGCAUGCCAUCCUCCCAUCCAGACCACCCGGAGCAGUACGAAGUCAUCAAACAGCAGAAGGACAUCAUCGAGCAUGGCAUCGAAAUGUUCAACAAGAAGCCAAAGCGAGGCAUCCAGUACCUGCAGGACCAGGGCAUGCUGGGUACCAAAGCCGAAGACAUCGCCCAGUUCCUUCACCAGGAAGAGAGACUAGACACGACCCAGGUGGGGGAGUUCCUGGGUGAAAAUAUCAAAUUCAACAAAGAGGUGAUGUACUGCUACGUGGACCAGCUGGACUUUUGUGGCCGGGAUUUUGUCUCGGCACUCAGAGCCUUCCUGGAGGGCUUCAGGCUGCCAGGAGAGGCACAGAAGAUCGACAGGCUCAUGGAGAAGUUUGCUGCACGAUACCUGGAGUGUAACCAGGGACAGACCCCUUUUGCAAGCGCAGACACUGCUUAUGUGCUGGCUUACUCUAUCAUUAUGCUCACCACAGACUUGCACAGCCCUCAGGUGAAGAAUAAAAUGACAAAGGAGCAGUAUAUCAAAAUGAACCGCGGUAUCAAUGACAGCAAGGACUUGCCCGAGGAGUACCUCUCGUCCAUAUAUGACGAGAUUGCGGGUAAAAAGAUCGCCAUGAAGGAGAGCAAGGAGUAUUCGAUCACUCCGAAGUCCAGCAAGCAGAGUGUAGCCAGUGAGAAGCAGCGUCGCUUAUUAUACAACAUGGAGAUGGAGCAGAUGGCAAAAACGGCUAAAGCUCUGAUGGAGGCCGUCAGCCACGCCCAGGCCCCCUUCUUCAGUGCUACACAUCUGGAGCAUGUCAGACCCAUGUUCAAGCUGGCAUGGACGCCCUUGUUGGCAGCAUUCAGUGUGGGACUGCAGGACUGUGAUGACCCAGAGGUGGCCUCCCUGUGUCUGGAAGGCAUUCGGUGUGCCAUCAGGAUUGCCUGCAUCUUCAGCAUGCAGUUGGAGCGGGAUGCUUACGUGCAAGCCCUGGCCAGAUUCACUCUGCUGACGGCCAGUUCCAGUAUCACGGAGAUGAAGCAGAAGAACAUUGACACCAUCAAGACCCUUAUCACUGUGGCCCACACUGAUGGAAACUACCUGGGCAACUCCUGGCAUGAAAUCCUGAGGUGUAUCAGCCAGCUGGAGCUUGCCCAGCUGAUAGGUACGGGGGUGAAGACACGCUACAUCUCAGGGGUGGUCCGAGACAGAGAGUCCGGAAUGAAGGGCUUCCCUGCUGGGACAGAGGAGUUCAUGCCCCUAGGACUGGGUACCCUGGUGGGAGGCCAGGACAAGAAACAGAUGGCUUACAUCCAGGAGUCGGUAGGAGAGACCAGCUCUCAGAGUGUGGUGGUGGCUGUAGACAGGAUCUUCACUGGUUCCACCAGGCUAGAUGGAAAUGCAAUUGUGGACUUUGUGCGGUGGCUGUGCGCAGUAUCCAUGGAUGAGCUGGCCUCGGCCCACCAGCCCAGGAUGUUCAGCUUACAGAAGAUAGUGGAGAUCUCCUACUACAACAUGAACCGCAUCAGGCUACAGUGGUCUCGCAUCUGGCAGGUCAUUGGGGACCACUUCAACAAGGUGGGCUGUAACCCGAACGAAGAUGUAGCCAUCUUCGCCGUGGACUCUCUGAGGCAGCUGUCCAUGAAGUUCCUGGAGAAAGGAGAGCUGGCCAACUUCCGCUUCCAGAAGGACUUCCUCAGACCCUUUGAACACAUCAUGAAGAAGAACAGGUCCCCCACGAUCAGAGACAUGGUGAUCAGGUGUGUGGCCCAGAUGGUGAACUCUCAGGCAGCCAACAUUCGCUCUGGCUGGAAGAACAUCUUCUCAGUGUUCCACCAAGCCGCCUCCGACCACGAUGAGACUAUAGUGGAGCUGGCUUUCCAAACCACCGGGCUCAUAAUCAUGAACACCUUCCAGCAGCACUUCGCAGCAGCCAUCGACUCGUUCCAGGAUGCCGUCAAGUGCCUGUCGGAGUUUGUUUGCAACGCCGCCUUCCCCGAUACCAGCAUGGAGGCCAUCAGGCUGAUAAGGCGCUGCGCUAAAUACGUCUCCGAUAGGCCACAGGCCCUGAGGGAGUACACCAGCGAUGACAUGAAUGUUGCGCCUGGUGACCGUGUGUGGGUUCGAGGCUGGUUUCCCAUCCUGUUUGAGCUUUCCUGUAUCAUCAACCGCUGCAAACUGGACGUCAGGACCAGGGGUCUGACGGUGAUGUUCGAGAUCAUGAAGAGUUACGGUCACACUUUUGAGAAGCACUGGUGGCACGACCUCUUCAGGAUUGUCUUUCGAAUCUUUGACAAUAUGAAGCUUCCCGAGCAGCAGACAGAGAAAACGGAGUGGAUGACGACAACGUGCAACCACGCGCUGUACGCCAUCUGUGACGUCUUCACGCAGUUCUACGAGCCCCUCAGUGAGGUCCUGUUGGCAGACAUUUUCACACAGCUGCAAUGGUGUGUCAGACAAGACAAUGAGCAGCUGGCGCGGUCGGGUACAAACUGCCUGGAGAACCUUGUGAUUCUGAACGGGGAGAAGUUCAGCCCCGAUGUGUGGAACGUCACCUGCUCCUGCAUGCUGGAAAUCUUCCAGAACACCAGCCCACACGCUUUGUUGACUUGGCGACCAGCUGGACAGGAAGAGGAAUCUGCUGAUGGCAAGCAUACAGAUGCAGAUUACGACAGCCUGUCCCAGAGCAGCUAUGACAGAGCCCUGUCGGAGAGAGGACACAGCCAGAUGUCCAGCGAUGACACAUGGAAGGGCAAGUCCAAUGCUCGAGUGACGGACCAGAAGCUGUUUGCAGGGCUGCUGAUCAAGUGUGUGGUACAGCUGGAGCUGAUCCAGACCAUAGACAACAUUGUCUUCUAUCCAGCCACCAGCAAAAAAGAGGAUGCGGAGAACAUGGCGGCAGCACAGAGAGAUACUUUUGAGGAGUCUGAGGCAGAUGGGGGGGUUGCGAGCUCAGAACAGGGCAUGUACAGGUACCUCACCUCCCAGCACCUGUUCAAGCUGCUUGACUGUCUGCUGGAGUCGCACACCUUCGCCAAGGAUUUCAACUCCAACAAUGAGCAGAGGACAGCACUCUGGAGGGCCGGGUUCAAAGGUAAAUCAAAGCCCAACCUGUUGAAGCAGGAGACCAGCAGUCUGGCCUGCAGCCUGCGGAUCCUGUUCAGGAUGUACUCUGACCCACAGCUGCAGGACUCCUGGCCUGACAUCCAGACACGGCUGCUGCUGGUGUGCAGUGAAGCGCUGGCUUACUUCAUCAGCCUGACCUCCGAAAGCCACCGAGAGGCCUGGACCAGCCUGCUCAUGCUGCUGCUCACCAGGACACUGCGGCUUCCUGAUGACAAGUUCAAGCCCCACGUGUCCUGCUAUUACCCCCACCUCUGUGAGAUGAUGCAGUUUGACCUAAUCCCUGAGCUGCGGGCCGUGCUGAGGCGUUUCUUCCUGCGCAUUGGCUCCGUCUUCCACAUCGCUGCCCCCGAGAUGGGGCUGCCCUCUCGGAUGUCGGCGUCCUAGGAUGGAGGGGCGCGU
Lampris incognitus (smalleye Pacific opah) is the source of this 5855-nucleotide messenger RNA. RefSeq names its product ADP-ribosylation factor guanine nucleotide-exchange factor 2 (brefeldin A-inhibited) (gene arfgef2). Gene Ontology annotation, molecular function: guanyl-nucleotide exchange factor activity. The record is from RefSeq and is a predicted model, not a curated record. The transcript is spliced from 39 exons. Lineage: Eukaryota; Metazoa; Chordata; Actinopteri; Lampriformes; Lampridae. Gene Ontology annotation, biological process: regulation of ARF protein signal transduction. Bases 273 to 5840 code for a protein of 1855 amino acids.